AUGUGGGGGGCAGAGGCUGUGUGCAAGGCAUGGCGGUGUGUCACGGUCAAGGAGCCUGAGCCAGAAUGGUCAUCCAUUGAAAUUGCUGUGAUUGAUGCUUUGGACCGCAGUGCAGGGCUGUGUGAAGCAUUCUCAGGGCCUUGGGACGAUGAGUCGCUGCUCUAUCUGGCUGAAAGGUUUAUCUAUAGAACCAUCUUCUUUUUAUCUAAUGUUGUCGUAUAA
Miscanthus lutarioriparius is the source of this 222-nucleotide messenger RNA. Lineage: Eukaryota; Viridiplantae; Streptophyta; Magnoliopsida; Poales; Poaceae. The record is from the annotation of a GenBank genome assembly.